This is a messenger RNA of Jatropha curcas, 3281 nucleotides long. Its product is annotated as CAP-gly domain linker. The record is from RefSeq and is a predicted model, not a curated record. NCBI's taxonomy places the organism in Eukaryota, Viridiplantae, Streptophyta, Magnoliopsida, Malpighiales, Euphorbiaceae.
UUUAAAAUAUAUAUUUUUGAAUUUUGAAUGCUUUAGGAUCUCGCCAAUUAUGGCAAGUUAUUAAGUUCUAAAAAAAUCGUUCGUUAUUAUCCGUUUGUGUGCGUUUCUUGAAUCAUUUUUGGAGUGGGUUAUUGGUUCUUGGAAAGAAAGUGGUCUGUUGAUUUUUGACCGUUAGAAAGAGGAGAAGACGAAAGAAGUGUCCAGGUUAGCAAGACCCCCUUCCUUGUCAGAACUGGCUAUAAAAUACCACUGAUUUUAAUGAGCUACAAAUAACUGUUAUAGUUCAAGGUGCCCUGAUGAAGAAGUUAUUCUUUUUCAAAUCAUCAUCUUCUACUUCUUCUUCUUCUACCAAAAAUGGAAACAGCGGUUCUGGUACUCUGCUGCCAACUGAUAAGCAAGUUUACUGGGAUAUCCCAUUGGAAAUGGGGAUGAACAAUCAAAGCGGUGAUAAGGCUGAGAACAGUUUCCAGAGUUCAAAGCAAGUAUAUGAUAACUCUAGCUCCAGCACAAGUUCAUGUCUUAGAAGGAGCCGAUCAAUGUCAUCAGCUGCUUUCCUUGUUGAUGGAAUGCCGCAAAGUGAUUUUUCUUGCACAGCUGAUCAAAGUAGAUCUCCUUCUAGUAGCAUCACUGGUGCUGCUCAUCAGCAAUAUGAUCAUUCAACUCGGAGGCGGGCUCUAACUCCUGAGAGGCAAGCCAAAGCGAAGCGACAUGGAGUGGCUACAGUUCAAAAUGGAUAUGGACAAGAUAGGCCUGGUUCUUCCAGUUCUUCAGCAAACUCUACCUCUACUAAUGUCUCAAGUAAAGUUUUGGAUCUCUACAUUGAUGGAGAGCAGCAGCAGGAAAGGAGUAAGCCCAAAAACACUGCAUUUCGAAGAAAUUUGGCUCGGAAUGGAAAUGCUGGUAGAAGGCUUCCACCGCGAGUUCAAUACACAGCACCUGAGUCACCAACUGAUGGUGUCAAUGAUAAACCCAGGUCUCAAUCUUUUCGGGAUGCUAAAGGUUCCCGCCUUCGUUUCGUUUCCACAGAUUGGGUAGAGAAUGGAUUUGGUCAUGAAUCUCCACGGAGACUUGCAAAGAAUGUCAUCGAAAGACUCUCCCAAACUUCUUCCCAUAAAUCAAGUUCAAAAGAGUUUGACUGUGAUAUCCCAAUCACAAUUGAAGAUAUCUAUGGAGGAUCCAUGAAUAAAUGCACUGAUUCAAAUUUGGAUGUUCCUUCCCGAAGAAGUUACUCAUCAGAGGAACCUUAUGAAACCAUCGAUGAUUAUCGUGGAAAUGAUUUCACAGGCUUUCGGAAACAAAAUUGUUCAAUUGGAAACAAUGUUGGGGAUGUCAAGUUUAUUUCGUCUGAGGAUUCAUUAGAUGUAGAAUUACAGCAAAGAUCCAAAGCUGCUGAGGAGAGGGUCUUGCUUCUUUCUGAGGAACUUGACCAAGAAUGCUUUCUUCAUAAUAGUGGGUUUGAUGUGCCUUCAUUGAUUCAGACUAUUAGAAACUUAACAGAGGAUAAACUAAGCUUGGCUGUUGAGGUUUCAGGUCUUCUAAUGUCUCAAAUUGCUGAGAGAGAUAAUUCUAGGGAACAAAUUAGAUCAGCAAAGGCUGAAUCGGAGUCAUGUACGCGACGACUAGAGAAGGAGAAAAGCGAGUUGCAAUCGGCAUUAGAAAAAGAGUUAGACAGAAGGUCAAGUGACUGGUCAUUAAAGCUUGAGAAGUACCAAUUAGAAGAGCAGAGGCUGCGUGAGCGUGUUAGAGAACUUGCAGAGCAGAAUGUCUCUCUUCAGAGGGAAGUUUCUUCUUUUAAUGAGAGGGAAACAGAAAGCAAAAGUGUGAUAACAUAUUCAGAGCAACAACUUAGACAACUGACCUUAAGGGUGGAAGAGUUGAGCAAGGAGAAUCAUGAUCUGAGAGAACAUCUUUCUGAACUACAAGAUAAAUCCACCAUAGCAGAAGAAGAUUUUAAUUGCAUCAAAAGGAAUUUCGAAGAGAAGGAGAAGGAAUGCAAAGAGUUGCAGAAGUCUAUUGCAAGAUUGUCAAGGACCUGCAGUGAACAAGAGAAGACUAUUGAAGGGUUGCGGGAAGCAUUUAGUGAGGAAAAUGAGAAAAAGCAAACAUUGGGCAAGUUUGACAAGCACAUAAAAAAAUUGCAAAUGGAACAAAUGAGGUCGACUGGCAUAGAAUUGGCUUUAAGAAGGGAGGUGGAAUCUCAAAGGAUUGAAAUCGAUUCCCUUCGACAUGAGAAUAUUGGCUUAUUAAAUCGCUUAAAGGGCAGUGGGGAAGACAUUGGUGCUUUAACUUUAAAGCUAGAUAAAGAAAUGUGGACUCGUACAUCCUGUCUGCAAAAUCAAGGGAUAACGAUGCUAAAAGAGAGCACUCAACUAUGCAGCAAGUUAUUGGAAUUCAUCAAGGGGAAAACAGGCCAACUUCCAGAGCUGGGUAUAGAGCUUAUAAGAAAUGGUUUAGAUGGGCAGUUUGUUGUUGAAGCAGACAUUAAAAUUCAAGGCUUUAAGCGUGGAACAGAAAACCUCACAAGGAGUUUGCAGACAAUAUCUUCUUUGCUACAGGAGAAGUCCAGUCCGGUUACUUCAAAAUUUGAGUUGCCAUGCACUAAGGCUGAUGGUUCAGGGAAACUAAAUCAUCAAACUUCAGAGGAAACCUUGAAAUUUGAGCUUAAAGCAGAAACUUUGCUUACAAGUCUGUUAAGAGAGAAGCUGUACACUAAAGAGUUGGAAGUUGAACAGCUGCAGGCUGAACUGGCAGCAGCAGUGAGAGGUAAUGACAUCCUCCGAUGUGAGGUCCAAAAUGCAAUGGACAAUCUUUCUUGUGCCAGCCACAAGUUAAAAGACUUUGAACUUCAGAUGCAGAAGAAGGAUGAGAACAUAAGUCGGCUACAAAGUGAAUUCCAAGAAUGUAUGAAGGAACUGACAAUAAUAAAGGGUAUUCUACCCAAAGUUUCUGAGGAGAGAGACUUGAUGUGGGAGGAAGUGAAGCAAUACAAUGAGAGGAAUAUGCUUUUGAAUUCAGAGGUUAGCGCCUUAAAGAAGAAGAUAGAAGCUCUUGAUGAAGACAUUCUUCUCAAGGAAGGUCAAAUUACAAUUCUGAAAGACACUUUAGGCACCAGGCCUUUUGACCUCCUUGCCAGCCCUGAUUAUACAACAGAAGAAUUCUUGCUAAAAUGAUUUCCCAAUGAGCUGGGCUUUUUGGUAGGAUGUGUAAACAUUGUUGAUAGUCCUAUACUUAGAAAUUGUGCUACUUGAAGUUUCUAUAUACUGAAACUCUCUCUCUCUCUC